Carlito syrichta (Philippine tarsier) is the source of this 1632-nucleotide messenger RNA. It is a transcript of the gene IRF9, whose product is annotated as interferon regulatory factor 9. Bases 271 to 1467 code for a protein of 398 amino acids. The transcript has 9 exons. Gene Ontology annotation, molecular function: DNA-binding transcription factor activity, RNA polymerase II-specific; RNA polymerase II cis-regulatory region sequence-specific DNA binding; protein binding. The record is from RefSeq and is a predicted model, not a curated record. NCBI's taxonomy places the organism in Eukaryota, Metazoa, Chordata, Mammalia, Primates, Tarsiidae. Gene Ontology annotation, biological process: regulation of transcription by RNA polymerase II; immune system process. Gene Ontology annotation, cellular component: nucleus.
AUUUGAGGGAGGAAGGGUAUGAACAGCCAGGCAGGAGCUGAGCCCAGUAAAGCAGAGGACAGAGGCUGUGAGAGUCUCAGAUGUUACUUCCCCCUGGUGGCAGACGACUGCCCUGCACCUCAGAACACGUGAUUUCUGGGAAAGGCCGUCCCUGGAGGAGAACUGAAACUUAGGGUGGGGACUGUAGGAAGGGGCGGAGAGAUCAACCGCCUAGCCAGGAGUUAAGCUGAGGCCCUCCGAGCCCUGGGACAGCCUGGACAGCAGCUCAGGAUGGCAUCAGGCAGGGCACGCAGCACCCGAAAACUCCGGAACUGGGUAGUGGAGCAAGUAGAGAGCGGGCAGUUCCCAGGGGUGUGCUGGGAUGAUGCAGCUAGGACCAUGUUCCGGAUUCCCUGGAAGCAUGCAGGCAAGCAGGACUUCCGGGAGGACCAGGAUGCUGCCUUCUUCAAGGCCUGGGCAGUAUUUAAGGGAAAGUUUAAGGAGGGAGACACAGGAGGCCCUGCUGCCUGGAAGACUCGCCUGCGCUGUGCCCUCAACAAGAGUCCUGAAUUUGAGGAGGUACCCAAGAGAGGCCGUAUGGACGUUGCCGAGCCCUACAAGGUGUAUCGGCUGCUGCCACCAGGAAAUCUCUCUGCCCAGCCAGGGACUCAGAAAUCACCAUCAAAGCGACACCACAGUCCUGUGUCCUCUGAGAGGGAGGAGGAAGAGGAUGCUGUGAAGAACUGCACACUCAGUCCCUCUGUGCUCCAGGACCCCCUUGAUGAUGAAGAGGUGGGGGCCGAUGGGGGAGCAGUCCAUUCAGACAUUGGGAGCAGCAGCAGCAGCAGCAGCAGCAGUAGCAGCAGCCCUGAGCCACAGAAAGGUGCAGACACAACUGAGUCCCCCUUUCCAGGGGAUCAGGUGUCCCUGAAGCUUCUGUUCCCUUCAGAGCCAGACUACUCGCUGCUGCUCACCUUCAUCUACAGUGGGCGUGUGGUGGGCAAGACCCAGGUGCACAGCCUGGACUGCCGCCUCGUGGCUGAACCCUCAGGCUUUAAGAGCAACAUGGAGCAGGUGGUGUUUCCCAAGCCUAGCCCACUGGAGCCCACACAGCGCCUGCUGAGCCAGCUCGAGAAGGGCAUCCUGGUGGCCAGCAACCCCCGAGGCCUCUUCGUUCAGCGCCUUUGCCCCAUCCCCAUCUCCUGGAACGCACCCCAUGCCCCACCUGGGCCGGGCCCACAUCUGCUGCCCAGCAACGAGUGUGUGGAGCUCUUCAGUCCUGACCACUUCUGCAGAGACUUGGCCAGGUACAUCCAGGGCCUGGGCCCCCUACCCAAGUUCCAAGUAACACUGAAUUUCUGGGAGGAGAGCUGUGGCCCCAGCCAUACUCCACAGAAUCUUAUCACAGUGCAGAUGGAACAGGCCUUUGCCCGACACUUAUUGGAGGAGACUCCAGAGCAGGAGGCAGCCAUUCUGUCCCUGGUGUAGCGCUUGGGGGACCCAUCUUCCACAGACUCAUUCUCCACACUGUUGACCUGUCUGUCUCCCUUUGUGAUAAUUCUCAAUGGUUGUGAUAGUUAUGUCUUCAAACUCUUCAGGCAUACUGGCUGGUGGAGACCUCAAGGAUAAUUUUUUUCUUUUUUUUUUUCUUUU